Messenger RNA from Vanrija pseudolonga, 900 nucleotides. RefSeq lists its product as uncharacterized. Lineage: Eukaryota; Fungi; Basidiomycota; Tremellomycetes; Trichosporonales; Trichosporonaceae. Bases 1 to 900 code for a protein of 299 amino acids. The transcript has 4 exons. The record is from RefSeq and is a predicted model, not a curated record.
AUGCGCAGCGACAGCGACGACAACACCGUCGGACGCUGGUGCUCGAUGCUCGCGUGCGUCGGCGUCGGCGCGGCCUUAGUACUGGUCGUGCACGCCGUCCCGGUGGGCACGCUCCAGGCGUUCUGGAUCGCGGCGCAGCUCGUCCAAGCUGGGGUGAUCACGCUCUGGGCGGCAUAUGUGUUCCUCCGCCCCGACCGCCGCCUGAUGGCGCUUUACGCGCCGCUCCGCGCCGCCACGCCACCACCACCACCACCACCACGUCCACCACUCGCAAACUUCAUCGCGGUCCGGCGGCGCGACUACCGGCUUGCGCAGGCGCGCGGGCUCAUGUUCUUCUGGGCGGCGCACACGGUGAUCGUCGCCGCGCUGCACAUGCUCACGGGGCUGGUGCUUCUGCCCGCGUACAUCUCCGCCAUGCUCCUCAUCACGAUGGUGCUCUCCCCUUCCUCGCCAGUAACCUCGCGCCACGGCCCAUCGGCCGCCAUGCUCCUCGCGCGCGUGGCGGGCUGCACGGCGUCGUUUGCGCCGCGCGCGGCCUUUGGCGACGGCGACCCGCUGCCCGAGGACGAAAUGGUCCGUCUUGUCAUUGCGCACGCGCAGGCCGAGCUCGCAUACGAGGACGAGGACAAGGACAAGGACGACAUUACAAGCAACAACCCUGCUGCUGCGCAGCUGUCCGCGGCACUCGCGACCCUAAUAACGGCAGCCGCCUCACGCGACCACAAGGACCAGCUUAACCGUCCGGUGGAGGACGUCUUUGCUGCGCUCGACCGCUUGGCGCCGGCUCUGGCGGCUCCUGAGCCGCGCGCUGGUGCCAAGUGUCCCUUGGCGCUACUGCGGCGAGGUCGUGCCGGCGACGUUCAUGACCUGGAGAAGGGGAAGGCCGGGCAAGGCACAUAG